Messenger RNA from Rhagoletis zephyria (snowberry fruit fly), 854 nucleotides. RefSeq lists its product as uncharacterized. The record is from RefSeq and is a predicted model, not a curated record. Gene Ontology annotation, molecular function: nucleic acid binding. Lineage: Eukaryota; Metazoa; Arthropoda; Insecta; Diptera; Tephritidae.
AGAACCAAACCACAAACUGUGUUAUUAAUCACAUCAAAUCUAAUUUUUGCAGACACGGCGUACCGGAAGUAGUGAGGUCUGGUAAUGGAUCGCAGUUUCAAAGAAUAAACCACUCCUUUGCAAUGUUUGCUAAUCAAUGGGGAUUCCAGCAUAUUACUUCAUCUCCGCGAUACCCUCAAAGCAAUGGGUUUAUCGAAUUUAUGGUGAAAACAGUUAAAUCUCUCUUGAAGAAAAAUGAAGAUCCAUAUUUGGCGUUGAUGGAGUGUAGAUCGGCCCCGUUAGCCAAUGGCCCAUCGCCAUCGGAAAUUUUGAUAGGCAUGAAGAUUCGUACCACCUUAAUAACUAUUGACCAACAACUUCUCCCAAAAUACGAACUUAAGUCAGCAAUUUUAAAAGAGAAAACACUUAAAACGAGACAAGCAGAAAACUACAAUCGAAGACGAAGAAGUGAGUCCUUUAAAGAGGGCGACGUAGUUUGGGUGCGCGAUUUAGGCAUAUGGGGGAAAAUAUUAAAACGUGGGGAAACACCAUGGUCCUACAUAGUAUCUACUGAUUGUGGUGAUUUUCGGCGUACCUCGUUUCACCUCGUUGCUGCUGGAUGCAAAGAUUUGCCAUACCUACCUGGCGAAAUAGGCGACAACAAAAGCUUCCACUACCCCGCCGACUUCCUCAGAGGCCCCACAAACAGACAUCGACACAAUAGUGGAAGCUGCAACUACUAAACCGGAAGCAGAUAUUCCCAGAUAUGUAACAACGACAAGAUCUGGACGGGUGAUAAAACAACCAGAAAGGUUUACAUCGUAAAUUCAUUGCUUACUGUUAUUAUUUUGAAUUUUCAAAUAUUAAAUAAAAGA